Elephantulus edwardii (Cape elephant shrew) is the source of this 1470-nucleotide messenger RNA. RefSeq names its product F-box protein 43 (gene FBXO43). Lineage: Eukaryota; Metazoa; Chordata; Mammalia; Macroscelidea; Macroscelididae. Gene Ontology annotation, biological process: regulation of mitotic nuclear division; negative regulation of meiotic nuclear division. The transcript has a single exon. Gene Ontology annotation, cellular component: nucleus. The coding region runs from base 1 to 1470 and encodes 489 amino acids. The record is from RefSeq and is a predicted model, not a curated record.
AUGGAAAGGCACUUGGUCCAAGCCAGCACACACGCAGGAGAGGAGGUGGGCUCUCCCACUGUCGCUUUCAAGUACUCCAGCGAUUUUUGUCCCACGCCUUCACUUCAAGAUAGUGGCUAUUGUGAGUUAUUAAAAGGUUGCAGAUUUGGUAGUGCAGAUAAAGAUUCUUGUGGAAAGAAACAGAAAGGCACAGCCUUAACCCCAGAACACCCUGAAAGUUCAAGUUUUGGUUUCACAUAUCCGUUAGCAUCUCCCACUCAAAAAAAGAGAUUUGCCUCCUCUUGGAGGGAGAGGGAGAACACUCCAGAAUUUUGUGAAACACAAAAAAUCAGUAGAAAAAAAUGUUUGCUGCGGAGAAGAUUGAACCUAUCUUUUGCUCUCCUGGAGGGGAGCUCUGAAUCACAAAAUAGUUUUCUGGACAGUAGUGCGAGCCAUGAUCUCAAUGAAGAAAAAAGUAUUCCAAACAGUGCUUCAGGGUUUCCAAGGCAAAAUAAUUUUAGUUCUUUAGUUACCAGCACUUUAAAACCAGAAGAAGCUACUUCCAGCAGUCAGAAACUGAGGCAUACUUUUUCACAGCAGAAGACUUCCACAGUAGGUGAUUCCCAGGAUGACUGUGGCCUAUUUGAGGUUGAGUGUCUGUCCCCAAUCCAGGGCAGCAGUUUUAAAGACUCUAUCACAUACGACUAUAGUGGCAGCAGCAGUUUAAGUAUUAACGAUGAGAAUACAUAUCCUCAACUUCUGGACUCCUCUGCUAGCAGAACAACUUGUGGAACAGAUGAAGACAUAUUUGUAACUCCAAUAAGUGAUCUUGUCGCAAACAUUAAAUUCAAGGCAAAUAUAUCACUUUCUUCUCCAACUGAAGUGAAACAGAAUGCUUCAACGCCUGAAGACAGUGGCUUUAACUCACUUAGCUGGGACAAAUCUGAAGAUUCCCUUUCUGAUCAGGAGAGCUCUUUUCACGAACUACUUCAGAAACCCAAGGGAGCUCUCAAGGCGGGGGACACCAUAAGAAGGUCCAGGCAUCUAGGAAGGUUAAGAAGAUUGUCCACCCUUCGAGAGCAAAGCUCACAGUCAGAAACAGAAGAAGAAAAGCAGAUUCCCCACUCUGACUCUGAAACCAAAUUUGCAGCUGCUCCAGACAGCUCUGAAAGUCAGUCUACCCUCUGUAAUGAGAAUGGGGACUUUGUUUUAAGCUUUAAGAAUUUAUCUAAUACCCCAGCCCUGCAAUUAGUGCGUGAGCUCUUCAAGAACAGCAAAAAGAAAAGAUUCCAACAAGACGGGACUCAUGAGUGCCUGGAACAAGGAGAUGGAGGGAAAAUAGCAGUAUUACAGUGUUUACUUGCAGGAUUGAUUGGCAAGAAAAUGGGUGUAGAAAAACUGGACAUCUUAACAGAAUUAAAAUACAGGAACUUAAGGCACAUUCUUGCUGUGAUUUUGGAUUCCUUGACAGCAGAAAGCCUAUGGAGGUAA